AAGCAAAAAGCAGCAAGCAAAAAGCAGCAAAACAAAGCAGCAAAAUGAAAACAGCAAAACAAAAGCAGCAAAACAAAAGCAGCAAAGCAAAAACAACAAAGCAAAAGCAGCAAAGCAAAAGUAGCAAAGAU
Molecule: messenger RNA, 131 nt
Organism: Racocetra fulgida
Lineage: Eukaryota; Fungi; Glomeromycota; Glomeromycetes; Diversisporales; Gigasporaceae
Source: the annotation of a GenBank genome assembly